AUUAUUUUUACCAUUACAAUGAGAACUUUUUGUCAUGAGAAUUUUGAGUGUGAGAGAGAGAGGGAAGAGAAGGUACUAGAACAGAGCACCACUGUGGGGUCACUCAAUUGAAAAAAAUGGAAAGCUUUUCAAAAUGGGGCGGCGAGAAAUUCACAUCCCUCCGUUAAAGGAAUCUCUCCUCCUUCACUUUUCCUAUAAAUCUUUUUCAUUUCCAUCCAUAACCCAUCGUCCCUUUUCUUCUCUAUCUCUUCAUUUUCUCCAGCCAUGGCCAAAGAUUCCGAUGCCGGAGCCUUCGCCGCCAAGGACUACCACGACCCUCCACCGGCCCCUUUCAUCGACCCCCACGAGUUUACUCAAUGGUCAUUUUACAGAGCCAUCAUCGCCGAGUUCAUCGCCACUCUCCUCUUCUUGUACGUCACUGUUCUCACUGUCAUUGGCUAUAGUAGCCAGUCCGACAUCAAACAUAACGGCCAAAUCUGCGGUGGUGUCGGCAUUCUUGGCAUCGCUUGGGCUUUCGGUGGAAUGAUCUUCGUUCUUGUCUACUGUACUGCUGGAAUUUCAGGUGGACAUAUCAAUCCGGCGGUGACAUUUGGGCUGUUUUUGGCUCGGAAAGUCUCGUUGGUGAGGGCUGUUCUGUACAUGGUUGCUCAAUGCCUUGGUGCUAUUUGUGGAUGUGCUUUGGUUAAAUCGUUUCAAAAGGGUCUUUACAUUCGUUACGGCGGUGGAGCCAAUUCUCUCGCCGACGGCUACAGUACCGGCACUGGCUUAGCCGCUGAGAUCAUCGGAACUUUCGUUCUUGUCUACACUGUCUUCUCUGCUACAGAUCCCAAGAGAAGCGCUAGAGAUUCUCACAUUCCAGUUCUAGCUCCUCUGCCAAUUGGGUUCGCCGUGUUCAUGGUUCACCUAGCCACCAUUCCAGUCACCGGCACCGGUAUCAACCCAGCUCGAAGCUUUGGUGCUGCGGUGGUUUUGAACGAGAGCAAGCCAUGGAACGACCAUUGGAUAUUCUGGGUUGGGCCAUUCAUCGGAGCUGCAAUUGCUGCAUUUUAUCACCAAUUUAUUUUGAGAGCUGGAGCUGUCAAAGCGUUGGGAUCUUUCAGGAGUACUCAAAGUGUUUGAUGAUUUUGUUGAUGAGAAGAAUGGGGGUUUGGCUUUGGAUCUAAAAUGUGCGAUUAGGGAAGACAUUUGAGUUUUAGUUUUCCAUUUUCUGGCACUUCUUUUUUAUCUGUGCCUUUACUUUCUUUUGCUGUGUUGUUAUUUAUGUUGUUGUUCAAUCCUUUUUACUUUUUUAAGCACAUAUUUUGAAGGUUUUAUUUUUAAUUAUUGCAAAAGAAAGUUGUUUGGUUUAAGAAAUGGAUGUAGGGAAAUUGUGUUGGUUCUUCUAAGAACUUUAAAUCCAAGGACAUUGGCAUCCCAUCAACCAUUUUUAAA
Messenger RNA from Cucumis melo (muskmelon), 1431 nucleotides. RefSeq names its product aquaporin PIP2-2-like. The record is from RefSeq and is a predicted model, not a curated record. Gene Ontology annotation, cellular component: plasma membrane. Gene Ontology annotation, molecular function: water channel activity. The coding region runs from base 265 to 1119 and encodes 284 amino acids. The transcript has 4 exons. NCBI's taxonomy places the organism in Eukaryota, Viridiplantae, Streptophyta, Magnoliopsida, Cucurbitales, Cucurbitaceae. Gene Ontology annotation, biological process: transmembrane transport.